This is a messenger RNA of Lutzomyia longipalpis, 4302 nucleotides long. RefSeq names its product probable phospholipid-transporting ATPase IIA. NCBI's taxonomy places the organism in Eukaryota, Metazoa, Arthropoda, Insecta, Diptera, Psychodidae. The transcript has 6 exons. The coding region runs from base 261 to 3674 and encodes 1137 amino acids. Gene Ontology annotation, biological process: phospholipid translocation; endocytosis; retrograde vesicle-mediated transport, Golgi to endoplasmic reticulum. The record is from RefSeq and is a predicted model, not a curated record. Gene Ontology annotation, molecular function: ATPase-coupled intramembrane lipid carrier activity; magnesium ion binding; ATP hydrolysis activity. Gene Ontology annotation, cellular component: plasma membrane; trans-Golgi network; endosome.
AGUAUUGUAAAAGCUGGUGUGGGGAAAUCGGGGAAAAUGUGAAAAUUUAUCAAAUUUUAUCAGUAAAAUUGGUGAUUUUGGUGCAAAAGAACUGAUAGGAAGUUCAAUUAAUAAAUCAAACCUGCCAGAGUGUGGCAAAGAUCCCCCGCAGUUAAGUGGAUUUAGGGGGAUUGCAGGCAGGAAAAUCUCUGAAAGUAAAGGAAUUUGGGGGAAUUGUUUUGUGAAAAUGUAAAUAAACUUUGACAUAGGAGUGGGAAACAAUGGAAAAUAUGCCUCUGAAGGAUUUCGAAAUGAGUGAUUCUGAGACUGAACUCCUCCUGGAUGGUCGGGAUGACGGGAAUUUGGCUUCCUCCGGGGUAGGAUACCGCAACAGACGGAGAAAUCGAUCCUGCUGGUCCUGCUGCAAAUUACUUUUCUGCGGAUGCUGGUGGUGGCUGUGGCGGAAAUGGUUUUCUCCGAAGGAAUUUCGUUCCCGGACAGUUCACAUUGGGAAACAUUGUGACGAGAAGUUUCCUCCCAAUGAGAUCCGGAAUCAGAAAUACAAUUUUAUCACAUUUCUACCUUUGGUGCUAUUUGAGCAAUUUCGCUUCUUCCUCAAUCUCUACUUUCUCAUCAUGGCACUGAGUCAAUUCAUUCCGGACAUCCGUAUUGGGUAUCUGUACACCUACUGGGGACCACUGGGCUUUGUUCUUGCUGUGACAAUCUGCCGUGAGGCCGUCGAUGACUUCAGGCGCCAUCAGCGCGAUCGAGAAGUCAAUUCGCAAAAGUACCGACGCCUCGUUGGGGCAGAUCGUGUCCCAGAGAUGGUCCCCUCGUCAAAGAUAAAAGUCGGUGAUCUCAUAAUUGUCGAGAAGGACGAACGUGUCCCCGCGGACUUGGUCCUCCUGCGUACAAGUGACAAAAGUGGGGCAGUUUUCGUGCGAACUGACCAACUGGACGGUGAGACGGAUUGGAAGCUGAGGCUAGCAGUUCCGGCAACGCAGAAGCUUGCCAGUGAUUCGGAGCUCUUCAAUCAGGGCGCAAGUAUCUACAUUGAGAAACCACAGAGGGACAUUCACUCCUUUAUUGGGACCUUCUCCAAGGAAGGCUCAGAGGAGGAGAGUCUCGAUGUGGAGAACACACUUUGGGCCAAUACUGUGGUGGCAGCGGGUACAGCAACGGGGAUUGUUGUGUACACAGGCUGUGAGACACGCAGUGUGAUGAAUAAUUCGCAGCCACGCUCGAAGAUUGGGUUGUUGGAUUUGGAGAUAAAUGGCUUGACGAAGGUGCUGUUUUGUGCCGUAAUGGGAUUGGCAUUGGCUAUGAUGUGUCUCAAGGGUUUCAAUGGGCCAUGGUAUCGCUAUAUGUUUCGCUUUGUUCUCCUCUUCUCCUACAUCAUUCCCAUUAGUUUACGCGUGAACCUUGACAUGGGGAAAGCCUUCUAUUCGUGGCAAAUACAGAAUGACCCGGAGAUAAGUGGAACUGUUGUGCGUUCAACGACAAUCCCCGAAGAAUUGGGGAGAAUUUCGUACUUGCUGACGGACAAAACGGGUACAUUGACGCAGAAUGAGAUGGUCUUUAAGAAGAUUCAUUUGGGUACGGUGGCUUAUGGGAAUGAUUCAUUUGACGAGGUGGCAUCAACCAUUCAGAGUAUUAAUGCGCAACAGGAGAAGCCCGAUGUGACAAAUCGUACCACUGCCAUGUUUGCAAAUACACGAAUGCGACGUCCUGAGGGGUGGCGUGCGUGGGAGGCUGUUAAGGCGCUGGCGUUGUGUCACAAUGUCACUCCGGUGUAUGAUGCAGACAACAAACACGGGGGGAGUGAUAAGGAUUCCCCGAGUCGUUCAAUUGACAUUGAAAGCCCGGCAAAGCGUGAGGUUGUGUACCAAGCUUCGAGUCCCGAUGAGAUUGCUCUUGUCAAGUGGACUGAACAGGUGGGCUUGGCUCUUGUUGCGCGUGAUCUGCAGUCAGUUACAUUGCAAUUGCGUAGUCCACACUACGGCAAAGAGGGCUCAAUGCGAAAGUAUCCGAAUGAUGGGGGAAGUAUUGAUACAACAGUGACGAAUUUAUCUGCCGAUGGAUCUCGUGUGGAUCUAAAUUCACCAUCGAGUAGCAGUACAACGUCCCUCAAUUCAAUUCUCGGUGGUAAUCUCAUGCGCUUCCAGAUCCUUCAGGUGUUCCCCUUUACGAGCGAGAGCAAACGCAUGGGGAUCAUUGUGAAGGAUCUGAGUAAUGGGGAGAUUACGUUCUACCUCAAGGGUGCCGAUGUGGUGAUGUCAUCCAUUGUGCAGUACAAUGAUUGGUUGAGUGAGGAAAGUGGGAAUAUGGCACGUGAAGGUCUCCGGACACUUGUGGUGGCGAAGAAGAUUUUCACAGAGGAACAAUAUUGUGACUUUGAGACACGCUACAAUGCAGCCAGGCUAAGUGUGACGGAUCGUUUCACGAAGGUGGCGGCUGUGAUUGAGUCCCUUGAGCGUGAGAUGGAGCUACUGUGUCUCACGGGUGUUGAGGAUCGUCUGCAGGAUCGUGUGAGGCCCACAUUGGAGCUCCUACGGAAUGCGGGCAUACGCAUUUGGAUGCUGACGGGUGAUAAAUUGGAGACGGCAACGUGUAUUGCAAAGAGUAGUCAUCUCGUGGGGAGGAAUCAGAGUUUGCACGUACUCAAGAGUGUCCUCACGCGUACAGAUGCGCAUUUGGAGUUGAAUCAAUUUCGCAGGAAGCAAGAUUGUGCCCUUGUGGUGUCGGGAGAGAGUCUCGAGGUGUGCCUGCAGUACUAUCAGAAUGAAUUUAUGGAAUUGGCCACAGCAUGCCCGGCUGUUGUGUGCUGCCGAUGCAGUCCGACGCAGAAAGCGCAGGUUGUGUCGCUGAUUCAGCGCUACACAGGGAGGAGAACGUGUGCCGUGGGUGAUGGGGGGAAUGAUGUGAGUAUGAUUCAGCAAGCGGACGCAGGGGUGGGUAUUGAGGGUCGCGAAGGGCGUCAAGCAUCACUUGCGGGUGAUUUUAGUAUCCCGCAAUUUGCUCACAUUGCCAAACUCCUCCUUGUUCAUGGACGAAGGGCGUACAAGAGGUCGGCGGCAUUGUCACAAUUUGUCAUUCAUCGUGGUCUCAUCAUAUCCACAAUGCAGGCAGUCUUUUCGGCUGUCUUCUACUUGUCAUCUGUGCCACUCUAUCAGGGCUUCCUGAUGGUUGGCUAUGCAACACUCUACACCAUGUUCCCGGUCUUUUCGCUCGUACUCGAUCAGGACAUUAGUGCCCACAUUGCAGUCACAUAUCCCGAGCUGUACAAGGAGCUGUCAAAGGGACGGAGUCUCAGCUACAAAACAUUCUUCAUGUGGGUCCUUAUCAGCAUCUAUCAAGGUGGUGUCAUAAUGUACGGAGCUCUCGUACUAUUCGAAGACGAAUUUAUUCACAUUGUGGCAAUAAGUUUCUCAGCACUCAUCCUCACAGAACUAAUAAUGGUUGCAUUGACGAUAAGAACGUGGCACAGGCUAAUGGUUCUUGCGGAAAUCUUCAGUUUAAUUCUCUAUCUUAUCUCCCUGGCUGUCCUUCAUGAGUAUUUUGAUUGGGAAUUCAUUUGGUCGUAUGACUUCGCAUGGAAGGUGUCAGUUAUCACGCUAGUUUCGUGCUUACCUCUGUAUAUUAUUAAAUUCCUCCGGAAGAAGUUUUCACCGCCAUCGUAUUCAAAAUUGACAUAAAAAAUGCGGAGGGAGUAAACAUUAAAAUAUGUUAACAUUUGUAUUAAUAAAAAGAAGAGGAAAAGAAGAUAAAAGAAGAUAAAAGAAAUGAAGAAGAAUAACCCCAAAUAUUUUAAAAUAUAUUUUAGAAGAACACACAAGAAAUAUCGACUGAUUUGUUUAACAUAUUUCUUUCAUUUUUUUUUUAAAUAUUACCACGAAUAGAUUUUAUAACACUGAAAAGAAAAUCAAUCGUCUAAGUGAUCGAAAUAUUAAUUAAUUAUUACCGCACAGAACCGCUUUUUUGUCACCAAAUUAUUAUUUUUUGUUUUUAUCUAUAUCUUUGUGAUAAUGCAUGAAGAUUUUUUUUUAAAACUAAACUUGAAGCAAGAAAAAUAAAUUUAGCUGCUCUGGAGGAAAUAUGCAAAGACCUCAUUAAAAUAUUUCUUCAUUCACUUGGCACGAAGUAAGAGUCAGAAAGAAUUGUAGAAGGAAUGUGCAAAGUUUUUACAACUCCAUAAGUCUUCACCUUAACAUUAAUGUAGUAAGUGUAAGAAGAAAAAGAAUUAAUAAAAUAUAUUUACUGUUAAUUUAUUUAUCCAGAAAGAUGAUAUAUUAAAAUAAAAGUAAUAUUUUUAUGAUCCUAAAA